Ostertagia ostertagi is the source of this 1455-nucleotide messenger RNA. The record is from the annotation of a GenBank genome assembly. Lineage: Eukaryota; Metazoa; Nematoda; Chromadorea; Rhabditida; Trichostrongylidae.
GCCGGUUUAAUAUUUCUCGGGAACAAUUUUGCUAUCUUGUUACAAUAUGUUGCCCUCCACCAGCACGCGGUAUACCACAAUGCUUCGCUAAAAUUCCUAUACUCGUGCAAGCGUGAACGAAUGUUUCCCAGUUUUAUUGCGAAUAGAUUCACUCAGUUACCCUAUCAAAACAAUCGCGACGUCCAGUCAAAUAUAUUGAACCUGAAGACUGCUCUUCUCAAUGCGGCAAUAGCUGAACGUCGUCGUCAGAAGUCAUUCUGCAUACGCGGGAUAACCGUCCAUCGAAAUAGACUACGUUCAGAAUUAUCACCAGAACUAUGGCAAAGAAUGUCUUCAGAAAACCAGAGAAUAUGUUCUCGACUGCGUGAAGACCAAAAUCGUCAUUUUGAUAGAAAACUCAAUCUGUUGCGAUCACAUCCACGAACUUACCAACAACCACGGUGGUUUGAAGGAAAUAUUAUCCCACCGACACGACAUGUGGUCAUUGGAACAAAUGAAGUUGAUAGUGAUAUGGCAGCCGUCCUCAAUCUUGGACCAUCAUUUGCAAUAACACCGAGGGUAAACACUACAGUAAUCGACUCAGCGCUUUGUGGAAUCUAUCAAUUUGCGUAUCAACUACGUUGGAGAACACAUCGUGGACCAACCGUACUCGAUCAACAUGAUACGCUGAUGUCGCUGAUGCCUUUCAAAGGAAAAUUCAUACAAAUACCCCCAUCGUCGACUGACCUUGAUGCUAGAAUAGCUGAUCUGGAGCAUAACAUUCAACGCAUUUAUCGAAACGCGAUGGAUGAGCCUUACCAUAGUAAUUUAACAUCGGCUGAACGAAGAGGAGUAAAGAAAAUACUACAGUCGAAAAGAACAUUGAGGUACACAGUUGGAGACAAAUGCGGUUCCUUUGUUGUGAUGCCCCAAAGUUUGGAUAAGGCCUUAACCGCCAACGUUCUCUCAGAUACAAGUGUGUAUGAGGAAACUACUCCGUCAGCGUUCGAAAUAGCAUGGAAGAAAGUGAAAAGUGUCAUUACGUCGAUAGUGAAGAAGCGUAUGAGUUCGGAAAUGGCGAAGCGAUUGCAUGGUAUGGUACCAACAGUGCCAACGCUCUACAAUUUGGUGAAGACGCACAAAAUCCCAUCAACGGCGGACACAGUGUCACUUCAACUCAUGCAUGAUACUAAUUCGGGAGUGAUUCGUGAAGCGUGCACUAUCGGAGAUUGUCCUCGAUCCUCACUGAGGCUUAGUGUCACGUUCGUUUCCGUCACAAAAGUGCCGACCUAUUUCCUUCCCUUCAAAUACUCACUGCAACCGCUGCAGAUCAGUUCUGCCUCCAUGAUUCUGCUGCUCUUCAUUGUUGCGAGCGCCCAGGCGUUGCCGUACUAUUCUCCUUAUCCACAAGUGAGUUCUGACUCAGUGGAUGCCACCAAAACUGUGGGAGCGUCUCUUUCCGUCAUAGAGCCUAAA